AUGGCUACUACCGGUGGCAUCGCGUCUGCUAUUGCGUCUGGUGGUGCUGGCGGAGGCGGCAAGAAACCGAACGACUUUCGUGCUGCUGGAGGCGAUAAGGACUCAGCGCUGUACCUCUACAGCAUUAAGUCCGCGAAACAGUACAUUCUUGAGUGGCUCGAGGCGAACAAGUCGCGCCCUCUUGACACUGCUUUCGUCCGCGAACUCGCGCACUUUAUUUGGCAGCUCCAGCAGCAGGGUAUCCCCCUUGGCGAACACCAAAGGCUUCUUGCUGUCCACCGUGACGACGACGAGGCGUACCUUGCUGCCUCUUCGCUGCGGUUCAAGGGCACCACUCCGAGCGUCCAUCAAUUCUUUGGCAUGGGCACUCAGCGUGGCUAUUAUGACUCUAACGUCGAAGCCGUCAUUCAGCAGGCCGCCGCCAGUAACCGAUCCUAUGCUGGCGACUCGCGCUGCAACCACUGUAAGAAGCCGACUGCUAAUAUCCAGUUCGCCAACUGCUCCCAGUCCUACUAUCAGGGCAUGCUGUUGAACUGGGGUGCCUGCAAUGAGUGUGUUCUAAAUGGUGGCACGACUAAGUGCUCUUUUUAUUCAAGGCCAUUAGUCCCUGCGGGCGCCGCGUCCCCAUCGCUCCAGGAAGUCCUCGCUACUCAGUCGACGAGUCGUCCGAACCACCCGAACUUCCCAUCGCCAGGUCGUCGAGAGCGCGCGCUUAGUGGAGCGUCCCGUAUGUCCAUCGGCUCGCCCCCUCCGGAUCGCAGGUCGUCGAUUGGUUCGCCCCCUGCGCGUGGCUCUCCGCUAGGUCCUCGAGGUCGUGGUGCUGGUCGUGGCUCCGGCCCUCCAUCCGGCCCUGCCUCUCCUCCUGCCUAG
Bipolaris zeicola 26-R-13 is the source of this 870-nucleotide messenger RNA. RefSeq lists its product as uncharacterized. The transcript is spliced from 4 exons. Lineage: Eukaryota; Fungi; Ascomycota; Dothideomycetes; Pleosporales; Pleosporaceae. The record is from RefSeq and is a predicted model, not a curated record. Bases 1 to 870 code for a protein of 289 amino acids.